AUGAGCCCAGGGCAAGUGAGGGAAGCGACGGCGGGAAUACUGCGCGUGCGCAAACCCAGGAGUGCGCUUUCGAUGGACCUUCUGCAGUGGUUCCUGUUACCCCAGAAAGUGGCGGGUGGGAGACCACGUCUGCAGCCAGAAGAAUAAACAGUGAAUUUGGGGCAAAUGGCAUCCGGAAGGGGAGUCCAGAGAUUGAAAUCCUAUGACUUCCUGCAAAUGGAUUCAGAUACCCUUAUCUGUCUCGGAGGCACAACGGGAAAGGCAUUAGCGUCCCCUUUGCCCGUCUCAGGAGCAUUAAUGCCGCCGGCGAAGCGAACCUCACCUUGCUGCGUCUGCUUUACGUCUGACUGUUGGCCGCAGUCACAGGCCACAUCCCAGAGCGGACCACACCACCCCUGCAGCUAGACGUCUUCCUGGGUUUGGGUUGGCCACGGAGGCCUGAGGUGGGAAUGUGUGGCGGCUGGGUCCAGGUCAGGAGAGGAGGCACCUAACAGAAUGCAGAUUCCAAGUCCCAGUAAUGAGCACGCCAAGGGACUCGGGCACAGUAACCAAGAACCACCGCUCUCUGUGGCAUCUUCUCCAUUCCAGGCUACAGCACGUGUCAGAUUUCGGGGCAUCUUAAUUUCUCAUUUGUGCAACAGGCCCCCUGGGCUCCCUGAGACCCAUGCCCGGCACAUAGGAGGUGUUGGAAACAUUCAUUGAACAAAUGAACGUUCCCUUUUGUAAAGUCCUAACUCCCGUUAUCUCUGACCUGACCAAGUGGGAAGGGACUGGGACAGCGAGAGAGGCUUUAAGCCCAACUGCAUCAGCCGUUGGGGGCCGAAGCCGUCAGAGGAAGAGCAGCACUGAGGCGACGCCGGGGUGGAGAGCCGGCCCUGAAUGGAGGCGCACGCUCACAGAAAGGAACUGGGGCAAGCUGUCGUGACUCCUGGUUUCCCUCCGCCAGCACUUGUUACCAUUUGUCCUUUUCUCUUUUUUAAUGUCACAAUGAGCUCUAAUUGAAGAUGCUUGUAUUGUUCCCCCAAAGACUUUGGGUUGCUCUGCAGGUAUCACAAAAACUGAAACCCAAUCCGUAUUCUUCUCUGGGCUUUGGGGAAGCGGAACCACGGAGGGAGAGAGAUGAACACCUUACUGUCACUCUAGAGAUGGCCAGUGUCAUCUCAGGGCCGGCUGAGAGGACUACUCAGAUAGAUACACGUAAAAUGACAGAAGUGCACGUAGUUACAAGGCAGCAAUACCCAGCAGCAUGUGUCUGCAUGAGCUUCCACAAAGCUAGUUGGAGACCAGCGUGGGCUCAGUGGAAGUCAGCAGCCAGACCUGACAUCCCACGACAACAAAGGUCCUCAACAAGCAGAGCUCCUCUCCAUGAGUACCUCGGGUUUCUUUCGUUGGCCCGCACCGCUGGCCAGAAUGUGCACGGCGCCGUGGGGACUCGGGCUUCGGGGGAAGCCGGCGCUGUUAGCCCCGGGAGCGGCGGUCACCGCGGUCCAGAUGGCAGGCAGGAGGGACCGCCCCGCUCUGCUGCCUCCCCUGGAUGAGAGUGACCUUGAAGAGCAGUUCGUGAAAGGGCACGGUCCGGGGGGCCAGGCAACCAACAAAACCAGCAACUGUGUGGUGCUGAAGCACAUCCCCUCGGGCAUCGUCGUCAAGUGCCAUCAGACAAGAUCAGUCGAUCAGAACAGAAAGCUAGCCCGGAUAAUCCUACAAGAGAAAGUGGAUAUUUUCUACAACGGCGAAAACAGUCUUGUCUACAAAGAAAAACGGGAAGCAGAGAAGAAAAAGCAAGAGAGGAAAAAAAGAGCAAAGGAAACUCUAGAAAAAAAGAAACUCCUGAAAGAACUGUGGGAAUCAAGUAAAAACGUCCACUGAGAAAGAAUUA
Molecule: messenger RNA, 1879 nt
Organism: Felis catus (domestic cat)
Lineage: Eukaryota; Metazoa; Chordata; Mammalia; Carnivora; Felidae
Gene: MTRFR
Product: mitochondrial translation release factor in rescue
Exons: 5
Coding region: 1366-1869 (167 amino acids)
Biological process (GO): translational termination
Cellular component (GO): mitochondrion
Molecular function (GO): translation release factor activity
Source: RefSeq, a predicted model, not a curated record